UCAGACCGCAUGCUGCAAGCAUCAAAAAGCCGAAUCUGAAGACUGUGGAUUACUUUGGGAUCAAAGCAGAGGAUAACAUCUUCUUGGGACUCAGUGAGCACUUCUGUUCUGCUGCAGACUACAUCCACAAGGCCUUCAGUGAUAGUACAUACUCUCCUUUGCCAACAGUAACGUUUACACGCUGCCAAGGCAACACACAGUCAAUGCAACUCACCCUUUAAAUUGACCUGCAACUGCAUGAAAACUACGUGUCAGCACAGAAAAUGUCAUGAUUCGACAUGAAUGACAAGGAAAAGAUGGGCAAAGAACUCAAAGUACUGAAUGAAUGUCAGGUCUCCACUAUUCCUACAAAGUUCCAAACAGUCGUCAUUAGCAAUGAAGAGAAGAAAGGAUUUUCCUCACAGUCAAAGAGAUUUAAAGAACACCUGAAUGAGAACCCAGGGCCUGGCUCGUAUAUCUCACACAUUUCUGCAGAGAGCGGCAGUCCGUCAUUCUCUAAGAGAGGAACAGGCAGCUUUGCAUCAAAGGCUGGCCGUGUGCCCCAUGACUUUCAGAGAGGAAACCCAGGGCCUGAUUCUUAUAACCUCCAAACAUCUUUACUUCAUAAGCACAACUUCAACAGAGGAGAAUCCAGAACGUUCCGCCUGCCUAUCGCAGUGAAGAGGGAAACGCCUAAAACCAAAAAUCCUGCACCAAAUCAAUAUGAUGUGUCUUACGCUGGCGUGGACAGAAGUUCAACAGUUUCGGCUCAGUGUGUGUUUCUCUCUAAAACCACACGCACUGCCAGCUUCUCAAACAAAUUUAAAGGACCCUCGCCCUGUCACUAUAAAGUGAGUGAAGUUUUGGUCCAGAAGGCUCCUCAAGUUCCUUUCUCCUGCUUUAAGUCCACAACUGCCCGAAUCCAGGCUCAAAUGAAAAAUGAAAUCCCAGGUCCCGGGACUUACAGCCCCUAUGAAACACCAGAGCCAGUGAAGAGAACCGUUCUCCCAAGGAGACAUUACCUGGGAUUAUCAGCGCCACCUCUGAUUCCCGCUAAAGCUCCACCCUUCCCCGGUCCAGGACACUAUGAUAUAGUGAACUAUAAUGGUCCAGUCAAACACCUCGUGUCCAGCGCUGCUUUCCUGUCUGGGACAAGCAGGUGCAUACAGGAUAUCAAAGGACAGGAAAUACCUGGUCCAGGUUUCUACGAACCCACGACCCUGUCAAAGACAUCAUUCUUGUGCAAUCCUGCAAGAAACUGGAUUCCGGCUUAACUAAUGGUCAAAAGUGUGACCAAAAUACUGCAUUAAAUAAAUGUUUGAUGAUUUGUCAUAAACAGCUAUGUAAGUCUAAACCAGGGCUGACAUAUCUAUAAAGUACUGACAACAUUUCUCCCAAAGUCCAAAUAAAAAAAGUGUCAUUAGAGCAUUUAUUUGCAGAAAAUGACAACUGGUCAAAAUAACAAAACAGAUGCAGUGUUUUCAGACCUUGAAUAAUGCAAAUAAAGCAAGUUCAUAUUCAUUUUUAAAAACACAAUGCUAAUAUUUAGACUAAACUUAGGAAGAGUUCAGAAAUCAAUCUUUGCUGGAAUAACCCUGAUUUUCAAUCUCAGCUUGCAUGAGUCUUGGCGUGCUCUCCACCAGUCUUUCACACUGCUGUUGGGUGACUUUAUGCCACUCCUGAUGCAAAAAUUCAAGCAGGAAUUCAACAGACACCGGAAUGGCUGCCAUACAAGUAGAGAUGCUGAUUUAAGAAACAGUUGGAGUGGUCUCUUAAUUUUUUCCAAAGCUAAAAUUACCUAAAUAUAUAUACAGGGUUGAGAGGAUUACUUUUGAAAUGUAUUCCACUACAGAUUACAGAUUACAUGCUGUGAAAUGUAAUUUGUAACAUUCCGUUAGAUUACUCAAGUUCAGUAAUGUGUUCUAAAUACUUUGGAUUACUUCUUCAGCACUGGUCGAUUUUAUUUCACUUGUUUUGACUAAAAACUCAAAAUGCACAUGUUAAAAAUACAUUCUCUGAAAAAACUAAAUAUCUCAUGCAGUGAUGUUUCUAAAACAAGAUCGAUCAAACUCAUCUUGUUUUAAGGAUUUUUAGAUAUUUUUACAGGAAAACAAUACAAAACUUAUUAUCAAGAAUACAAUUUUUGCCCUAAUCUCAAAGGUCUUACUAGAAAAAAGAAACUAUGAUCUAAAGUGAAUUUUCUUGAUAAAUAAUUAUGAUCGUGUCUGGUAACAUGUGCAUGUAAAAUGGCUAGAAAUAGCAUUUUAGCUUAGCAUAAAGCUAACAAUUUACACAAGGUUUAUUUCUAUUUCUUCUGCUCCAAACUUACUUCAAACGUACUUCUCUGUCUGCUCAUAUGAAUGUCACACAUCAUAAGAAAGUGUUUCACCGCUGUUCAAAUGCACUUUGGAUCACAUCAUUUAUAUGUAUAAAUGUUUUCCAUCUGAAAGGACUAAAUAUUAAAUGAAACAAAUGACAAUAAAAUGCAAAGUAAUCUCUUCAGUAAUCAAAAUACUUUUAGAAUGUAACUGAUUCUAAAUACCAAUGAUUUAAAUGGAGUGGUGGUGGUGUAGUGGUCUAAACCACAUAACUGGUAAUCAGAAGGUCGCUGGUUCGAUCCCAAUAGCCACCACCAUUGUGUCCUUGAGCAAGGCACUUAACUCCAGGUUGCUCCGGGGGGAUUGUCCCUGUAAUAAGUGCACUGUAAGUCGCUUUGGAUAAAAGCGUCUGCCAAAUGCAUAAAUAUAAAUAUUUAAAUUGUAACUGUAGUGGAAUACAGUUACUUAUAUUUUAAAUAUGUAAUCCUGUUACAUGUAUUCCGUUACUCCCCAACCCUGAAUAUACAGUGUAUAUAUAUAUAUAUACUGUAUAUAUAUGUGUGUCCUAUAUAAAAAUGAUU
Messenger RNA from Xyrauchen texanus (razorback sucker), 2878 nucleotides. RefSeq names its product sperm-tail PG-rich repeat containing 1 (gene stpg1). Gene Ontology annotation, cellular component: male pronucleus; germinal vesicle; female pronucleus. The coding region runs from base 279 to 1253 and encodes 324 amino acids. The transcript is spliced from 10 exons. Gene Ontology annotation, molecular function: histone binding; chromatin binding. NCBI's taxonomy places the organism in Eukaryota, Metazoa, Chordata, Actinopteri, Cypriniformes, Catostomidae. Gene Ontology annotation, biological process: epigenetic programing of male pronucleus. The record is from RefSeq and is a predicted model, not a curated record.